AUCUAUGGCGAUUUAAUCAGUGUGUCUUGGCAAAAAGCUCAGGUGCUCAGGGCGCGUCUAGCUAGCUGCCGCAGCUGAAGAUGGCGGCGCGGAGGCCGCGCGGGGAGGAAGACGACGAUGAGGAGGGGACCGGAGCCGAUGAUCAUCCGCACAGGCGUGGCCCUAGGCGGAUCCGGCCACCGGCGCUUGCUUUUCCUGCCAUCGUAAGAAGAGCUGUGGCCCAAGAAACUAUUCAGCAAAUAGUCAACAAUCUGGAACCGCUUAUUCGUAGAGUGGUGCGUGAGGAAAUUCAGAACAUCUUUUCUCAGCACGAUCAUCACGUAUCGCUCAGAUCUCUUCCUCUAAGCAUCCAAGCAGCAGAUGUCUUGCCUCCUCUGAAGCUAGUCUUUUCUAAGAAGCUCCGCACACCAAUCUUCACAAACAACAAGCUUGUUGAUAUUGAGCAUGAGGCAAUUGAAAUCCAUCUCAUGGAUACAAGAACCAACUAUAUGAUCGCACCAACAGAUACUCAUCUAGGACCUUCAGUAAGACUAGAAGUGCUGGUUCUGGAUGGUGAUUUUUGUUGUGACGACCGGGAUGCGUGGACGGCUGAUCAGUUUAAUGCGUCGAUUGUGAAGGCUAGAGAAGGGAAGAGGCCAUUGAUAGUGGGCUCGCUCAUUGUGCCAAUGAACAAUCAUGGAGUGUCUGUGAUUGAUGAUGUGUCUUUCACUGACAAUUCGAGCUGGAUAAGGUGCCGGAGGUUUCGAAUUGGCGUGCGGAUCAUGCCUGGGAGCCAUUUUGGAGCAAGGAUCCAAGAGGCAGUCAGUGAGAGCUUCACCGUCAAAGACCAUAGAGGCGAAUUGUACAAAAAGCAUUAUCCUCCGUUGCUAACUGACAACAUAUGGAGGCUCAAGAAUAUUGGAAAAGAUGGACCAAUUGACAAGAGGUUGGAGUCCGAGGGGAUCAGGAACGUCCAGGAGUUCCUGAAACUUAACACCAUAGAUCCUGAAAAGCUUAGAGCUCUCGUCGGCAUGUCUGAUAAGCUAUGGAGUGCAACACUGAAUCAUGCAAAAACGUGUGACAUGGGACGGAAAUGCUACGUUUUCAAGGCUGCAGGGUGUGAUAUUACCUUUAACCCUAUAGGAGAGAUCUUGACAGCAAGAAUUGGAGAUCAGACAUUCCCUCUGCAUGAACUGCUCCCACAGCAACUGUUCCAUGUGAAGCAUUUGGCCACUCAGGCAUACCAGCUGUGGGAUCAACUUGAGGAAGUGACAACUGAGAUGCCACAUGCUGCAAAUAAAAGCUUAAUCCAAUCAGGUCGCCAGCCGAGUGAUAGCCAGGAGAGCAUGAUCAGCUCAGGGUCUCAGAACGCCAAGUAUCUUGACUACACCGGAACUGCUACCUCCAGUGCAGCAGCAGCAAUGUCGACCAACAGCAGCAGCACCUCCGAUUCUGCAGCAGCUACUUCAGCUAACGACGAUGCUAUGUUCUGGACCCCGAGCAUACCACCUGAUGAUCUCUUUGGUUGGCAGAACUCGAGUGGUUGCUGGGAUCAAGUGGAUUAACCUUUGGUCACGCUGUUUAGGUCCUGUUUGGAAUGACCUAGCAGGUUUGAUGUGUAGUAGCUAUUUUACAGUUACCUGCUAAGUUAUACUUGGAACAGGUUGGAACAGGUAGCUUGGUAUGUUUUCUAUGCUAAUAAAAUAAGACUAAGAAUGCAAUGAUUGGUUGCC
Setaria italica (foxtail millet) is the source of this 1712-nucleotide messenger RNA. RefSeq names its product protein SAR DEFICIENT 1. Gene Ontology annotation, cellular component: nucleus. Lineage: Eukaryota; Viridiplantae; Streptophyta; Magnoliopsida; Poales; Poaceae. Gene Ontology annotation, biological process: regulation of salicylic acid biosynthetic process. Bases 81 to 1544 code for a protein of 487 amino acids. Gene Ontology annotation, molecular function: calmodulin binding; sequence-specific DNA binding; DNA-binding transcription factor activity. The record is from RefSeq and is a predicted model, not a curated record. The transcript has 8 exons.